AUGACCGAGGUGAACUCAGCGAACAGAGUGGUGAUAGUCGGCGCUGGGCCUAUCGGAGGCGCCAUGGGAUGCCUCUUCCGCCGUCAUGGAUAUCAAGUUGACAUAUACGAGAGAUACACUGAUAUUCGCAAGCACUCACACGCAGCUGGUCGCAGUAUUAAUUUGGUCCUCACCAGAAGAGGCCUUAGAUUUGCAGAGAUGCUCGGCGUUAAGGAGCAGCUACUAUCGCAUACAGUACCGGUCUAUGGUAGAACGAUGCAUGAUCUCAACG
Molecule: messenger RNA, 271 nt
Organism: Perkinsus marinus ATCC 50983
Lineage: Eukaryota; Perkinsozoa; Perkinsida; Perkinsidae
Exons: 4
Biological process (GO): NAD+ metabolic process
Cellular component (GO): mitochondrial outer membrane
Molecular function (GO): kynurenine 3-monooxygenase activity; NAD(P)H oxidase H2O2-forming activity; FAD binding
Source: RefSeq, a predicted model, not a curated record